AAAAAGAAGGAAACAACGAAUACUAAGAGGGAUAGAAGAACACGUAAAGAUCGAAUAUUACAACAACCGCUGGACGGCCAAUAAUCCACAGCAACAGCAGUCACUGGAACUUGUUGAAUACUUUGGAAAUUCCAUGGUAUGAAGUAUACAGGAUUACAUCGAGGACAACAAAAUUGUGAACCUCCCACACUAAAAGGUUUCACUCCCACUCCGACAAGGGGAGCGUGCAGUGAAAACAUAAAAUGUACACCCGUGAUACAGAAUUGCGCCGACUGCAAUCCAACGAUGUAAACCGGCUAGCGGAGACACUGGGGUUCGAUGGUGGGCGGAAGUUAAUGGAAACUAUACCUAAAAAUUGGUCAGCCCAAGAUACAGUCAACGUGGGCGAUGCCGCAGCGCGAGGCAGUCAUAAAUGGAACGGUGAAAUCAAAGGUUUAGGCGUGGCGGAACUAAAAUAUAAGCCAGAACAAAUACGUUUAAUAGAAGAAGCAACAAGACAAACGAGUGGCUGUUAUUUUGCUGAGAUAUUAAUUCAAGAAUGGAGCACAAGCGGACGUAAACAUGAGCGCCCAACAGUUGGGCUACUGCUACACUUGCUGAUAAAGGCUGACCUGUGGAAUGCAGCAGAUUUUGUAGCGGAACAUUUUCUUAACGAAGCACCGCCCGAGCGUCCGUUAGAAGGACCUGGAGCUAAGGUAGACAUAUCAAUACCAACAGAAUGUUUGGGGAGUGUGGCGGAUUUCGUGAAUGACUCCGCAGGCUAUCCAGGCACAGAAACACUCAAUGACAAUGCUAACUGCGUGAAUAGUGUGACAGAUCACAAUCGAGAUUAUUACACGAAAUUUCCUUUUUUCAAUAAAGACAUGAAUGGUGGGGCUCCAAAACCGCCACCUCGAGCACAACGAAUGGCGCGGCAACAAAAUUUGCAAACCCAUCAACAAAAAUUGCACUUACAAAAUCAGCAACAAGUUCUACGAGCAGAAACUAACAACGUUGUUGCUACAGCAGAGACUAAUGAUGGUAAUUUAAAGAAUCAUAGCUGUGAAAACCUACAAAUAUCAAAAGCGCAACACGAUUGCAAUUCUGCUGCCGUUAACAGUAACAUAAUGACACACAAUAUACCGGAAUUAAGUGAAUUACUGGAAGUUAAUAGCAGCCAUCACUCAACGAUUAAGUCAGAGGAACCACAUAACGUCCCUAUGCUUACACUUCUAGAUCCUAGUACUGAAAAUUUAUCCGGUGUUCCGGCUCUAAGUACACCAGUCGUUGCUUCAACAUCAAAUGUUGCGCCGAUGUCAUCGUUGGCAUGCGCCUCAGGUGGAAGUUUACCACUGAUAACUGAACUCAAUUUAGAUACUAAUAGCGGUGAACCUUUGAAUAUUGAUAAAGGAAACAGUUGUACUUCAAAUCAGGUACCACGGCAAAAUACAUCACAAUUGCCAAACCCUUUAAGUGAUGAAAGCCAAUGUAGUAGUUUAAGCAAUGAUAGUUUCGACGAUGAUGACGAAAAUUGCUUUAACGGUGUAAAUAUGUUAGAUGGUGGCAAUGUUGAUGCUGAAUUGACAGAUGGGAACUCAGGGGAUCAAAGCCUGCCAUGCUUAAGUGUUUUUGGUCACCAGAGCCCAAGCAAUGACUCCAGUUUGACGACUGUGACAUGUACAAGUGGCGAUAAUAGUUUUGAACUGAGUUUGAAUGAUUCGAGUUCUACUUCUACAACCGACCCCACUGCGCAAAGAAAGUAGAGUGGUAUUCAUGAUUGUAACACUCAUGUUAUUAAAGAAAUUAAAAUAACGCUUGAAAUGCGACUGUGCUGCUAGUCAAUAUUAUGACAUUGCAUUCCAAAAUAUUUGUGAAGCGUUACAUGCGUUGGUAUCUAUUGGCAGAAAUGUUUGCAUUAGCAUUAACGCAUUGCAUUAAAAAUAUAAAAUUACUUGUUACAUAGCAUUUGAUAAGUCAAAUGCAAUAAAUACAUUUUAAGACAAGCUUAAAUCAUAUUUAAAAGCUAUAAUGUGAGAGUUUAUAAAAUUUAAGUAACCAGAGUUUAAAUUCAUAAGACAUGUAAAUUGUAAAAUAUAGCGACUAUUUUUAAAGAAAUAUAAUCCAUAAUUUGCUUUUUCGUAUCUAAUAAGAAUACAAAGUAUUUCUACGUUCUUUUUUUACGGUUUGUUUUUAAAACACUUAGUAAAUAUCAACGAAACACAUUCGUCCGUGUAUAAUUUUAAUCCUUGUAAAGUUUGAAAACUAAUUACAAUUCAAAAACAUUUAAUUAGUAAUUAAAAAGUUUGUAAGUUAAAUGCAAUUUUGUUCAAUUAAAUUUAAAACGGAUUGCAUGUUUUGGAAUAUGAAACAGGAUUCGUGAGAUUGAGUUAAACUUUUUGUUGAUUAUAAAAUGUAAAAUUUACCGUAUUUAAUAUACAUAAAUAAACGCUGUAGAUUAUGAUAGUGUUAUCAGUUGAUUUAAAAUAGGGGUUUUCAAAUAUAACGAAUUUAACGUUUGACGGAA
Anastrepha ludens (Mexican fruit fly) is the source of this 2503-nucleotide messenger RNA. It is a transcript of the gene tub, whose product is annotated as protein Tube. The transcript is spliced from 2 exons. The record is from RefSeq and is a predicted model, not a curated record. NCBI's taxonomy places the organism in Eukaryota, Metazoa, Arthropoda, Insecta, Diptera, Tephritidae. The coding region runs from base 243 to 1742 and encodes 499 amino acids.